Messenger RNA from Spinacia oleracea (spinach), 969 nucleotides. RefSeq lists its product as uncharacterized. The record is from RefSeq and is a predicted model, not a curated record. The coding region runs from base 1 to 969 and encodes 322 amino acids. NCBI's taxonomy places the organism in Eukaryota, Viridiplantae, Streptophyta, Magnoliopsida, Caryophyllales, Amaranthaceae. The transcript has 2 exons.
AUGGAACCAAAACCAUGGGUGAGUCUAUUCAAAGGUAGUUCACUCCCUUCUAAAGGUUUUGCGUUGAAUUUUAUUGCUCCCACAGUCUGUGAUGGUAAACCCAUAGCUGUACUUGAUAAGCAUGAGAUACAAAAAAUGAAUGAUCUAUGGGGAAAUGCAGUUGUCAUGUAUGUAGUUGGGGAAAAACCUUCGAUUGGGGCUAUUUUGAGAUUCAUUGCAAAAGAAUGGCACCAAGUUGGUAAACCUCAGAUUUUCCUCCAUGAUGAGGGCUAUUUUGUAAUCAGAUUCCAGUCAAAGAAGGAUAAGGAAUCAGUUCUGGUGGCUGGUCCUCAUAUGUUCUUUGGCAAACCUAUGAUUGUUAAACCUUGGACAGCAAGUUUUAAUUUCCAGGAGGAAAUAUUGAGGGUAGUUCCAGUGUGGGUUAGGUUGCCUAACUUACCACUGAGCUGUUGGGGGGGUGAUUCAUUGAGCAGAAUAGGGAGUUUGCUUGGAGAUCCUCUAUAUGCUGAUGAAUGUACUUCUAAACAGCAAAGAAUUUCAUUUGCUCGAAUUCUCAUUGAGGUGGAUGUAACUGGUGACUUGCCUAAAUCUGUGCAGAUUCAGGACCCUAUGGGUAACAUUGUUAAACAGGUGGUUGAGUUUGAAUGGCUACCACCUUAUUGCCAGAAGUGUAAGAUUGUGGGGCAUGACUGUACUCAGACACGAGUCAAUACCACAAGAUUUAGGCCAGCUGAUGUUCAGAGAAAGAAGGUUGUGAAGGAUGAUGGGGAGAAUGGAGAGUUAUCUGUUUAUGAUAAGCCUUUUACUCCAAUUGCUCCAGUGCUUGAUGAAGGGUGGAGAGUUGUUUCAAGGAGAAGAAGAGAUAUUAGAACUCCAGCUCAGACUGUGGGGCUUGCUGAAGUCCAUUUGAAUGGGGAGGAAUUGGUUGCUGGUGGUGAGGGAGUGGAAUUCCCAAUUGAUCCACCAUGA